Messenger RNA from Tarenaya hassleriana, 791 nucleotides. RefSeq names its product Niemann-Pick C1 protein-like. The coding region runs from base 4 to 615 and encodes 203 amino acids. The transcript is spliced from 8 exons. The record is from RefSeq and is a predicted model, not a curated record. NCBI's taxonomy places the organism in Eukaryota, Viridiplantae, Streptophyta, Magnoliopsida, Brassicales, Cleomaceae. Gene Ontology annotation, cellular component: membrane.
UUAAUGUGUGAAUUUUAUUUUCAGAUGGAGAUCUUUCCAUAUUCAGUAUUUUACAUGUUCUUUGAGCAAUAUCUUGACAUAUGGAAGACGGCAUUGAUCAACCUCUCCAUAGCCAUCGGUGCCGUCUUUGUUGUCUGUUUAGUCAUCACAUGCAGCUUUUGGAGCUCGGCAAUUAUUUUGCUGGUCAUCGCUAUGAUCAUCAUUGAUCUACUGGGGGUAAUGGCGGUCUUGCAUAUACAAUUGAAUGCACUCUCGGUUGUCAACCUUGUCAUGUCGGUUGGCAUAGCUGUCGAGUUCUGUGUUCACAUAACUCACGCAUUCUCGGUAAGCUCGGGGGACAAAAACCAGCGUAUGAAAGAGGCACUCGCUACCAUGGGAGCUUCGGUUUUCAGCGGAAUCACGCUAACAAAGUUAGUUGGAGUGAUUGUGCUCGGUUUCGCAAGAUCAGAGGUCUUUGUGGUUUACUACUUCAAGAUGUAUCUUGCAUUAGUCCUCCUUGGCUUCUUGCACGGCCUUGUCUUUUUACCUGUGUUCUUGAGCAUGUUCGGUCCAGCUCCAAGACAUGUGGAAGUAGAAAGACAAGAUCACCGGCCCUCAGUUUCAUCUUUGCCUUAGAACUUCUUCUUCUAGAUUUGCUUCUUCGUUUUUUUCUUUUCCUUUAUUCUUUUUACUUUUUCCGCUUGUAGUCUGUUGUUUUUAUUUACCAUCAAUAUGUAAAUGCUAAAAGAUAUUUCACCCAAAGGGAAAAAAGUUAGUUGCAUAGGAAAUCUCAUGAAAUGUUUUCGGGGUUU